Molecule: messenger RNA, 6098 nt
Organism: Theobroma umbraticum
Lineage: Eukaryota; Viridiplantae; Streptophyta; Magnoliopsida; Malvales; Malvaceae
Product: 1-phosphatidylinositol-3-phosphate 5-kinase FAB1A
Biological process (GO): phosphatidylinositol phosphate biosynthetic process
Cellular component (GO): endosome membrane
Molecular function (GO): ATP binding; metal ion binding; 1-phosphatidylinositol-3-phosphate 5-kinase activity
Source: RefSeq, a predicted model, not a curated record
AAAAUACAAAUUAAAAAAAAAAAGAAAUAAAAAGCUAACAAACAAACUAGAACGACGCAACAAAGAGAGCAGAGUAGACAGCAAAACGCAAAAAGGCGAUGCGGGAAACAGAAAAUUAACAAAAAAAAAAGGGUCAAAAAAUAGAAGAAAAUAAGAAGGGUUUUUCAGUUUCAGGUUAUUAAAUUUUGAAUUUCGUGGUUUAUUGGAUCGAGCAGUGAAGAGAAUUUACCACUCUAACUGGAGAAGAAGAAAAAGAAGAAGCCGAAAUUGAAAUUCAGGGUGUUUGGAUAUUGGAAUUUGAGGUGCUAGUGUUCCGGGUUAUUGGAGGUCGUGAAUUUUUGUGGUUGUGGUUGUGAGAGCGGCAAAUGAAUGAAUCAUGAUGACUGGGAUCAGGUGGGAUAGUUGUAGAUGGGCACCCCCGACAACAAACUAUCUGACCUGGUUGACAUAGUUAAGUCGUGGAUCCCCAGGAGAAGUGAGCCGCCGAAUGUGUCGAAGGAUUUUUGGAUGCCUGAUCAGAGUUGUAGGGUAUGCUACGAGUGUGACUCACAAUUUACAGUAUUUAAUCGUAGGCAUCAUUGUCGACUUUGUGGCCGAGUUUUCUGUGCCAAGUGUACGGCAAACUCAGUUCCUGCUCCAUCUGAUGAGCAAAGAGCUGGUCAGGAAGACUCUGAAAGGAUUAGGGUAUGUAAUUAUUGCUUCAAGCAGUGGGAGCAGGGGAUAGCAGCUGUUGAUACUGGGACCAAUGCGCAUAGCCCUGGUCUCAGUCCAUCACCAUCUGCAACAAGCUUGGCCAGUACCAAAUCAAGCUGCACCUGUAAUAGUAGUAGCAGCACUGUUGGUUCUACUCCGUAUUCAACUGGACCAUACCACCGUGUGAAUUAUAAUUCUGGUCUUAGCCCUCGUGAAUCUUCCCAGAUGAAUGCAUCAGCCACCGAACAAAACAGUGAGGCAUGUGGGACUAGCACAAAUCCAAGUUCAGCUGCAGUAGAUUCUUCUUCAAACCAUUUUGGCUUUUGUGAUAACAGGAGUGAUGAUGAAGAUGAUGAUUAUGGUGCUUAUCAUUCAGAUUCAGAAUCAAGGCAUUAUGCUCAUGCUGAAGACUAUUAUGGUGCGAUCAAUAUUGGAAGCAUCGACCAUGUCUAUGGAUCGGAUAAAGUGCAUCCUGAUGGAGGGAACAUGGAUACAAAAUCUCUGAGUGGUUCAACAUUACCUGAGAAUUUCAAUACACAGAGUGUGGAUGGAAUCAAGAAAUUUGAAGAACGAGAGAAUGCUGAUGAGGGUGAAGCUCCUGCUUAUGAUGUGGAUGGUACAGAUGUUGAGCCUGUGGAUUUUGAGAACAAUGGGCCACUGUGGCUCCCGCCAGAGCCAGAGGAUGAAGAGGAUGAAAGAGAAUCUGCUCUAUUUGAUGAUGAUGAUGAUGAGGGUGCUUCAGGGGAGUGGGGAUAUUUACGCUCUUCAAAUAGCUUUGGUAGUGGGGAAUACCGUAGUAGGGAUAAGUCAAAUGAGGAGCACAGACGGGCCAUGAAAAAUGUAGUGGAAGGGCAUUUUAGAGCUUUGGUAGCUCAGCUUUUGCAGGUUGAAAACCUCCCUGUUGGUGAUGAGGAUGGCAGAGAUAGUUGGUUGGAUAUAAUCACAUCUUUGUCAUGGGAAGCUGCAACACUUCUGAAGCCAGAUACAAGCAAAGGAGGAGGAAUGGAUCCUGGAGGUUAUGUGAAGGUUAAAUGCAUAGCUUCUGGGCGUCGCAAUGAAAGUUCUGUGGUUAAAGGAGUUGUUUGUAAGAAAAAUGUGGCUCAUCGACGAAUGACAUCAAAAAUAGAUAAACCUCGUUUUCUAAUCCUUGGAGGAGCUUUGGAGUAUCAGCGCAUUUCUAACCACUUGUCAAGUUUUGAUACAUUGUUGCAGCAGGAAAUGGACCAUUUGAAGAUGGCAGUUGCUAAAAUUGAUGCACAUCACCCUAAUGUUCUUUUGGUGGAGAAAUCUGUGUCCCGGUAUGCCCAAGAGUACCUUCUUGGCAGAGACAUAUCACUUGUUCUCAAUAUUAAGAGGCCACUCUUAGAGCGUGUAGCCCGCUGCACUGGUGCUCAAAUAGUUCCAUCUAUUGAUCAUCUAACAUCACCAAAGCUGGGAUAUUGUGAUGUGUUCCAUGUGGAGAAAUUUCUUGAAGAGCAUGGAAGUGCUGGGCAAUGUGGGAAGAAACUAACAAAGACUCUAAUGUUUUGUGAGGGUUGCCCAAAGCCUCUGGGUUAUACUAUUUUACUCAAGGGUGCCAACGGAGAUGAGUUGAAAAAGGUGAAACAUGUGGUCCAAUAUGGAGUUUUUGCAGCUUAUCACUUGGCUCUUGAGACAUCAUUUCUAGCUGAUGAAGGUGCUACGCUUCCGGAGCUCCCUUUAAAGUCUCCUAUAACUGUUGCCUUACCUGAUAAACCAGCAAGUAUUGACAGGUCUAUUUCCACCAUACCUGGUUUUACUGUCCCAUCCUCUGGCAAGCCCAUGGCUUCUCAACCUAUAAAUGAACUGCAGAAAUCCAACAAAGUUGUUAUCUCAGAUAGACCUUCAUCCGCCAAUGUUGAGGCCCCUUGCAAAUCUACAGGGGCCAGUUCAUCUUGCCUGUCAAAAGGUCUUCACUUUCAGACUACAUUAAAGGAAUCUGCCUCAAGCUCUAUUGAAGUUAUUACUUCCUUGAAUUCACUGUCUGCUUUGAGGGAGAAUAUCUCAUCUCAUAGCAAUGUUCCCUCCUUAAAUCAUGCAUUUAGCAAGGUCGAUGGAAUAGAUCCUAAACAAUCUGUCCAGACCAAGACAGCUAGCAGUGAAGCUGUGAUGGAUGACCGGUUCAUUUCUAUUUGUCAAAGCUUAUUAGAAGCAGCAGAGCAAGGUGGUGGCAGUAAUCAUGCUGAUGGCAAUAUGUUGGUUGCUAAUCAUCUAGGUGGCCCACAGUUGGCGUCCUCAAAACAAGAUACUAGUAAUAACAAUGAAGAGGUGGGAUCUUCAAAGGAAGAGUUUCCUCCAUCACCUUCAGACCAUCAGAGCAUUUUGGUGUCAUUAUCAACACGUUGUGUAUGGAAGGGCACUGUGUGUGAACGGUCUCAUCUCUUUCGAAUUAAAUACUAUGGGAGCUUUGAUAAGCCUUUGGGGCGAUUUUUACGAGAUCAUCUGUUUGAUCAGAGCUUCCGUUGUCGUUCAUGUGAGAUGCCAUCUGAGGCACAUGUUCAUUGUUACACUCAUCGGCAAGGUAGCCUGACAAUAUCUGUUAGGAAACUACCAGAGCUUCCCUUACCAGGAGAGCGAGAAGGCAAGAUUUGGAUGUGGCAUAGGUGCUUGCGAUGCCCUCGGACCAAUAAAUUCCCUCCAGCCACUCGAAGAAUUGUAAUGUCUGAUGCUGCUUGGGGUUUAUCCUUUGGGAAAUUUUUGGAGCUGAGCUUUUCUAACCAUGCAGCUGCUAGCAGAGUUGCAAGCUGCGGUCAUUCCCUUCACAGAGAUUGUCUUCGAUUCUAUGGUUUCGGGAGAAUGGUUGCUUGUUUUCGAUAUGCUGCUAUUGAUGUUCAUUCCGUUUAUCUUCCACCUCCAAAACUGGAAUUUAAUUAUGAUAAUCAGGAGUGGAUACAAAGUGAAGCAAAUGAGGUGAGUAACAGGGCAGAAUUCCUAUUUAGUGAAGUGUACAAUGCUCUGCAAAAGAUGUCUGAGAAAUUAUUAGGUCCAGGGUUCCAAGAUGGUGGCAGAAAGGCACCUGAAAAAAGAAUUUGUAUUGAAGAGCUGGAAGCAAUGCUGCAAAAGGAUAGAGAAGAAAUUCAGGAAUCUUUACAGGAAGUGCUUUGUAAGGAGGUGAAAGUUGGCCAACCUGUUAUUGACAUUCUUGAGAUCAAUAAGUUGCAGAGGCAAAUACUCUUUCUUUCUUAUGUUUGGGACCAACGGCUGAUACAUGCAUUCAGUUCAAUUAACAAUAAUAUCCAGGAAGUUAUGAGCAGUUCCAUCCCAAAGCUUGGAUUGAAGCCUGUAAGCUCUGUGGAGAAGCUUGUUGAGAUAAACGUCAGUCCCAAGCCAAGUAAAGCCCUUAGUAGUUCUGACUCUGCCCUAGUUGAGACCAAGCCUGAUAUAAACAUAAAUCAAGGAGGCAAUACAGGUGAAAUUAGCGAGCCAGGUGGAGAUCAUAGAGAAAAGGGGAUGGACCAGGACCUGAAUAGCAGGAAUGAGGCUGAAUCUUCUCUUUCUUCUAGUGCAAAUACCAGUGAGGAAUUUGAUUCUCUGGAAUCUGGAAAAGUUGUACGAAGGGCACUGUCAGAAGGUGAAUUUCCAAUUAUGGCAAAUUUAUCUGACACCCUUGAGGCAGCAUGGACAGGCGAAAGUCACCCAGCUAGUGUAGUUCCUAAGGAGAAUGGUUACUCUGUUUCUGAUACAGUUGUGGUGGAUCUGUCAACUGCAGUAAAUUCAGAUAUGGGAAAUUGUACUAGUGAUCGUGGUGAAGUGGAGGUGGCUUGUUCUCCUCAGUCUGCUUUGCCUACUAAGGGACCUGAAAGUAUGGAGAAGUCUAUGAGCUGGGCAAGCAUGCCUUUUCCAAAUUUCUACAGCUCAUUUAACAAGAAUUCUUCAUUCAAUGCUCAAAAGCUCAGUAUCAGUGAGUAUAAUCCUGUCUAUAUCUCAUCAUUUAGGGAGUUGGAAAGGCAAAGUGGUGCCAGGCUGCUGCUUCCUAUUGGUGUUAAUGACACGGUAGUGCCUGUUUAUGAUGAUGAGCCCACUAGUAUUAUAGCAUAUGCACUUGUCUCAUCGGAUUAUUAUUCACAGAUGUCUGAGUUGGAGAAACCAAAAGAUGCUGCAGAUUCUGCAGUUUCAUCAUCACUUUUUGAUUCAGUGAAUCUGCUUUCACUUAAUUCUUUUAAUGACUCAUCAUCUGAUACUUUCAGAAGUUUCGGAUCUGGUGAUGAGAGUAUCUUGUCUAUAUCUGGAUCAUACAGCUCCCUGGUUACAGACCCUCUCUUGUACACAAAAAAUUUCCAUGCCAGAGUUUCUUUUACAGAUGAUGGCCCCCUGGGGAAGGUGAAGCAUAGCGUAACCUGUUAUUAUGCAAAGCGGUUUGAGAGAUUGAGGAGGACUUGCUGCCCUUCUGAGCUGGAUUUUAUACGUUCUCUCAGUCGUUGUAAGAAGUGGGGUGCUCAAGGUGGCAAGAGCAAUGUCUUCUUUGCAAAAACUUUAGAUGAUCGAUUUAUCAUCAAACAAGUUACAAAGACAGAACUAGAAUCAUUCAUCAAGUUUGGACCAGCUUAUUUCAAGUAUUUAUCUGAUUCAAUCAGUACAAGAAGCCCAACUUGCCUGGCAAAGAUCUUGGGCAUAUAUCAGGUUUCAUCAAAGUACCUUAAAGGAGGGAAGGAAUCAAAAAUGGACGUUUUGGUGAUAGAAAAUCUUCUCUUUAGGCGUAAUGUUACAAGGCUUUAUGACCUUAAAGGAUCUUCUCGAUCAAGGUAUAAUCCUGAUACAAGUGGCAGCAACAAAGUUCUCCUGGAUCAGAAUUUGAUUGAAGCAAUGCCAACAUCUCCAAUAUUUGUUGGGAGCAAGGCAAAACGAUUGUUGGAGAGGGCUGUCUGGAAUGACACUUCCUUUCUUGCUUUUAUUGAUGUAAUGGACUAUUCAUUACUGGUUGGUGUGGAUGAGGAAAAACAUGAGCUUGUUCUUGGGAUAAUCGAUUUCAUGAGGCAAUACACAUGGGACAAGCACCUUGAAACUUGGGUGAAGAUCUCAGGCAUCCUUGGAGGGCCUAAAAACGCAUCUCCAACUGUGAUCUCGCCCCAACAAUACAAGAAGCGAUUCAGAAAAGCUAUGACUGCUUAUUUUCUCAUGAUGCCAGAUCAAUGGUCUCCUCCAACAAUUGUUCCCAGUGGGUCGCAGACAGAACUUUGUGAAGAAAAUACACAGGGUGGUAAUUCUGUUGAAUGAUAAUGUGAAUCCUUUUUGCCUGUAUGUGUCAAGAUGUAAGUUCAAAUAGCGAUUCUCUCUCUCUCUCUCUCUCAUUUUUGCCUCAUCUUUUUCCUUCCAUCCAAUUGUAAUUUUAAAUGGCUGCCACAUUGUAUCAUUUAUCAUAUAUAUGCAUCUGUUAUUAUUUUUUGUUA